CCAGCCAAAGCUAUUGUUUAUGUUAAUUAGUAUAAAACAUAAUCUGUAUUUCAUCAUUAGUUGGAGGAGUUUUAUUUUGUGUUGUUUUGUGUUAAAAAGCAGUGUUUUCUCUGUGUAUUCUGUGACAGCAUUUAAAGGGUUAACCCAGUGGGGACAUAGUUGAGUGAGACACGAGCCCGGAGAAAAAGGAAGGAGGAAGAGGUGAGCGACGUGGGGGGUGGCUAACAGAAGGUGUGCGAACGAAAAGGGACAGAGGCAGUCUGUAUUUUCUGGAUAAGCAGCUUUUCAAAACUUGUGUGUUUGAGGUUUUUUAAUGAUUGUUUCCACGACAGUCAGUAGAAGAAGACCAUCGGCACGUUAACGGAAGAAAGGAACCUCCACAAGGCGUUUCGGUAUCGUUGAUUGUGAAACAAGUUAGCGGAUGCUAACAGCUCUGCAGGCGUAGUCUAGAGGCUGUUCGCAACAAGUGAGCCGAGUGUGCUAGACUAGUUUAACUUCUCCAGUUAGACCUUGAGUGGGGUAGUCUGUUCGUUUUCAUCCAGAAGACACAUAGAGGACAACCCAGAUAGAGCUAACGACCAAGGCUUCCCGGCUACCGUAGCUUUCUGACAACGAGGGAUGCAAGACUGUGGCUGGACAUAAACAUCAGUGGAUCUGCUGUGUUCCUGCACGUGAGUGACUGACAUCGGAAUAUACAGAGACACGUUUCUUUUAAUUUGCUUUCCAAGGAGUGAAGGGGCCGUAUUGGUUUUGGGCCACAACGAACACUAGCAACGACCAGGCCUGCAACGUAAAGUGUGGGGUUAACAAGGUGUUUAACUUUGCCGGCUUUAGGGGACAGUGUCUGAGUGUGAGUGUGAGAGUGGUGUGUUGUGGGCCCACAAAUUAGUAUAGGUGUCUAUUAACUCAAGUAACUGUAAGACCGGUGUUAUUCCAGUUUGUAACUAAGGAUGACAUGUUAUGUUAUAUUUUGGUAAAGACUAUGCUCUUUUUUGACAUUUGAUAUAUUGCACAACUUUUGAAUUAAUUACUAAAUAAUUGAUAAUUAUUUUUCGAAAAGUGGUGUUGUGUGAAUUCAUUUACUUACCUGUCUAUUUCGUUUAGCACUAAGGAUCUGCAUACUUAAACAGUUAAAAGAAAUUCAAAAUAGUUAAAACUGAGUUGAUCAGAAUUAGAUUAAUUGAUUUAAAAGAACCCAAAAGCCCUCUCCUCAGUCACAUGACUACGAGGGGACGCUACAUAAAAUGGAGGCACCGCUGGGAUUGUUUUGGAUUUCAAAAUAAAACGUACUUAGAAAAAACAUCGAGAUAAAAUAACAGUUUAAGUAUUAAGUUAAACACCAAGCAGUGUUAAUAUGGAUUUGUUAUUACCAGAACUAGUGUCAGAGCUAAAGCGCUGGUGUCGUGGUGAGGGUUUAAGCGUGACUCAUGCCCUGAUGACCAUUGUCCCAGAAGAAGUGGAGAUGAGCAAAGUGGAAGAAACCCUGGAAACAAUCAAGUGUCUGGGACGAGUGAGGGUCAGAGGAAAGAAUUUCAGUGCAAGGCUGGAUAGCCGUAUGGUCUUGUGUGAGACCAGGGAGACAGUCAAGGAUCCGAGUGUCCCUCCUGAAGUUGUGCCUAUUGAAGGUGGAGAGGCGUGGCCUAUAAUCAUCGUAGGGGAAGUACAGGCAGCUGCUGAAGAGUUUAAUGACAAACUGCAAGGGCUGUUAGUGGCAGAAGGAAAGACUAUGGAGGACCUUAAGUCACUGUUUCACCGCACAGAACCAUCCACAAGCUCCACUGAAUCAAUACUACGUGCCGUAGGUGAUUUGUUGGACAAGACCAUAAACCCCUCUGAUGGUGGACACCACGUUCGUCUACGCAUGUUCUCAGGAGCCUUACCUACUCCAACAGGUGAAGAACCCUUCGACCAUUGGUUAGAACAAGCAUGUAUUAUGGUAGAGGAAACUGACUGUUCAGACAAAGAGAAAAGAAGAAGACUAAUGGCAAGCUUGAAAGGGCCAGCCCUUGGAAUAGUGAAAGCAGUGCGACAUGCCAGCCCUGACGCCACCCCAAAAGAGUGCUUGGACGCUCUCGAAAGUGCUUUUGGAAGUGCAGAGUCCGGUGAUGACCUCUAUUUUGCAUUCCGUCUGAUGCAACAGCAACCAGGGGAGAAACUAUCUGAUUUCCUCAGACGCCUAGAACGGUCUCUGGCGAAGGUGAUACAGAGAGGUGGCCUGCCUGCUAGCAGCAUGGAUAGAGUCAGACUGGAGCAACUGCUGAGGGGUGCUACUGUCUCAGACCUGAUGCUGAUCCAGCUACGCUUGCGUGAAAGGAAGAGCGCACCGCCCAACUUUUUACAGCUCUUGAGUGAGAUUCGUACUGAAGAGGGAUAUGAAGCGUCUAGGAAGAAGCUCAGUGCCUCAGUACGCCAAGUAUACGCCGACCCUGAAGUGGAUGGGAAACAAGCGGAGAUCCAGAACUUAAAAGCUGAACUAAAGGAGCUAAAGUCAAUGGUUGCAUCAGUUGUAACUAAACAAUCUCGCUCCAAGGAUGACCACUCAGAGUUAACGCACUCAAGUAUGCCACCUAGCCCAGAGAACCGGCAUGACCCGGAACUGGCUGCUUUGAAAAAAGAACUGAAACGAAUGAAACAGAAAGUCAAGAAUAAAGUGACUGAGCCAGACGCUGCAGUUUCGGUUUCGACCAUGGAGGCUACCAAACAGGUUCACAACUCUCCCAAAAGAGUACCCAAAGGUGAGAAUUUCUGCUACCGAUGUGGCGAAAAUGGACAUUUUGCUACAAAGUGUGGGAACACUGAGAAUCAAGCCAAGGUCAUAAAGAAGCUAAUACAGGCAUUGAAAGUCACUAGACAACGGUCUGGUGAUGCGGCAACCAGUGAAGUGAACUGUCAUGCCAAACAAGGUGCUGUUACUACAAUAGAGCCUGUUGGCAUCCCUGAAGGCUUGAUUGGCCCACCCAGCAUUGUACCCCUGAAGGUGAAUGGACACGCUUGUGAUGCUUUGUUUGACAGUGGCUCUCAAGUGACCAUUAUAUUUGAGUCUUGGUAUCAGACCUACCUUUCUGAUGUACAAAUACGUCCAGUGUCUGGUCUAGCACUCUGGGGCCUAAGUGAGUCUGACCUCAGCUACCCCUACCGUGGUUAUGUGGUGGUUGACAUGGAAUAUCCAGCAAAAGUAGCAGGUGCCGACAAGAUUGUGACAGUCCUUGCUCUUAUCUGCCCCAGCCCCCGUACUGCGGACCAAACUCCUGUCAUUGUGGGAACUAAUGCCAGUCAUGUCCGACGUCUUGUGCAGCAAUGUAAGGAGGAGGGCAUUGACAUCACCCGGACACUGGGUAUACAAGGCUGUUGCAGAGAUGAAGAUUUGGCAGCAUGUGGCACGGCUACAGCCACCGAAGUGGAGGAUGAUAUUGGCUGUGUGACAUGGCAAGGCCCAGGCCCACUGACUAUACCUCCUGGUGGUGAUUGCAGUCCUGUGUGCAAAGUUGACUUCAAACACCAAGUCAACAAGGAAGUUCUGAUGGUUGACUCAUCUCCCUCAGCUCCACUCCCAGCUGGUGUGCUACUACAGCCUAUGGUAGUGUCCAGUGAAGAAGUUAAGGUCAACUACUUCAGAAUCUUUGUCCAGAACGAGUCGCUGACAGAGACCAUCAUACCCGUUGGAACUGUCAUCGGACAUAUGUACCUGACUGAUGCAGUCACUACAAUCACUCCUUCCAAGACAGCAGCACAAGAGUUUGAUGCUAAUCUGAUCAACUUUGGAGACUCACCUGUCACAGAGGAGUGGAAAAGAAGACUCCGUAAAAAACUAUCCACCAGGUCUUCAGUAUUCUCCCUCCAUGAAUGGGAUGUCGGAUUGGCCAAAGACGUAAAGCACACAAUCCGUAUGUCAGAUCCACGGCCGUUCAGGGAGCGCUCUCGACGUCUGGCACCAGCCGAUGUGGAAGACGUGAGAAAACACCUCCAAGACCUGUUGCGUGCGGGGAUCAUCAAGGAGUCGCGUAGCCCAUACGCAUCCCCAAUCGUGAUUGUUAGAAAGAAGAAUGGGGCCGUGAGAAUGUGUAUUGACUACAGAUUGUUGAACAGCCGAACAAUCCCAGAUCAGUAUACAACCCCAUGCCUCGAUGAUGUUCUGGAUUCCAUGACGGGAAGCAAGUGGUUUUCCGUGCUUGACCUGCGGAGUGGCUAUUACCAAAUUGCCAUGGCCGAGGAAGAUAAAGAAAAGACGGCAUUCAUCUGCCCACUGGGGUUCUUCCAGUUUGAAAGGAUGCCACAAGGAAUUACUGGAGCCCCAGCCACCUUCCAAAGGUUAAUGGAGAAGGCGGUGGGUGACAUGAACCUGCUGGAGGUCCUAGUAUACCUCGAUGACCUGAUUGUGUUUGGCAGAACCCUGGAAGAGCAUGAAGAGCGACUGCUCAAAGUUCUAGAUCGUCUUGCAGAGGUCGGCCUGAAGAUCUCAGUUGACAAGUGUCAGUUUUGCCUGCCCAAAGUGCAAUACCUGGGACACAUUGUGUCCGCUGAUGGUGUCUCUCCUGACCCAGCCAAGGUCGAGGUAGUCACAAACUGGCCACAGCCUACUCACCUGAAAGCUCUUCAGUCAUUCCUUGGGUUCUGUGGAUACUAUAGGCGUUUCAUAGCCAACUAUUCAGCGAUCGUCAGGCCGUUGUCAGAACUCACUAAAGGCUAUGCCCCAAGGCAGAGGAGUAUGAAGCUCGAGAAAGACAGCACAAAGGCUUACCUUAAAGAGUCUGAGCCCUUCGGUAAGAGAUGGGACAAGUCCUGCACUGAAGCGUUCCGUCAGAUUAUUCAUUGUCUCACUCACGCACCUGUCCUGGCUUUCGCAGAUCCAAACAAGCCAUACAUCCUACACGUAGACGCCAGUUUGAAGGGACUUGGCUCGGUCCUCUAUCAGCAGCAUAGUGAGGGACUGAGGCCUGUGGCAUUCGCCAGCAGGAAGUUGAAACCACCAGAGAGAAAUUACGCAAUACACCAGCUGGAGUUUCUGUCUCUGAAGUGGGCCAUAGUGGAUAAAUUCCAUGAUUAUCUCUAUGGCGCCAGAUUCACUGUGCGUACAGAUAACAACCCGCUGACGUAUGUGCUCUCAACCGCCAAGCUUAGUGCUGUUGGGCACAGAUGGCUGUCUGCAUUGUCCACCUAUGACUUUGAUGUACAGUACAGACCCGGCAGACACAACAUUGAUGCCGACCUGUUGUCCAGAAUGAUGCCGGAUGAGGGUCAAGAGGAAUGGGAGACCAUACCACAGACUGGAGUGAGAUCCAUCUGCAAGAAAGUAUGCAUUCCUGGAUCCUUGGUCAACUCACCAAGAUAUGUGGACCAGUUAGGAGCCUCUCCUGACUGCGUGCCUGACAUCUAUGCGUUCCCGACACACUUGGAGCUGAAGUCAUUAGGACAAAUGUCAACUCAGGACCUGAUUAAAGCCCAAGAAGAGGAUGCAGAAAUCAGCUCUGCUCUUCAAGCUGUUAAGCAAGGAAAAUGGCCUGAAGGGAAUGUGUCCAGCCCAGAACAGGCUCGUCUGAAGAAGGAGAUGGGAAGGCUGAUGAUGAAAGAUGGACUGCUACAUCGCUUAAGCAAGAGAUCUUCUGGAGAAGACGUCACUCAACUCGUCUUACCAAGAGAGUUCAGAGAAGUUGUGUUGAGGGCCUCACAUGAUGACUUGGGACACCUUGGUGUAGAGAGAACUACCGACCUGUUGAGGAGCCGAUUUUUCUGGCCUAAAUUGGCAUGUGAGGUGGAGCAGUACAUCAAGAACUGCGGAGAGUGUAUUACGCGAAAGACUCCUAGCCAGAGAGCAGCUCCCUUAUGUCAGAUUGUGAGCAGUGGACCGAUGGACCUAGUCUGCAUCGAUUUCCUGUCAAUGGAACCCGAUUCUUCAGGCAUCAGUAACGUGUUAGUCGUGACUGAUCACUUUACACGUUAUGCCCAGGCUUUCCCCACCAGAAACCAGAAAGCACAGACAGUGGCAAAGGUCCUGGUGGACAAGUACUUUCUACAUUAUUCUCUGCCAGCUCGGAUCCACUCAGAUCAGGGGAGAGAUUUUGAGUGCCAGCUAAUAAAAGAGCUCCUGAAGAUGCUGGGAAUCAGAAAGUCACGGACCACUCCGUAUCAUCCUCAAGGGGACCCACAGCCCGAAAGGUUCAACCGAACUUUACUUUCCAUGCUGGGAACUCUUGGCUGUGAGAAGAAACGGCAGUGGAGCAAACACGUUGGUUACUUGGUGCACGCCUACAACAGUACCAAGUGUGAUGCUACAGGGUACUCACCCUAUUUCUUAAUGUUCGGCAGAGAAGCGAGGCUUCCUAUGGACGUGUGUUUUGGAACUUCUCCUGACGGAAAAGAUGAAGCUUGUCACUCACGCUAUGUAGCCAAGUUGAAAGAGGACUUGCAGAGAGCUUACCAGCUUGCCUCUGAAGCUGCUGACAAGACACAUCAGAGGAACAAGAGGUCCUACGAUAAGAGAGUCGGAUUCCAGACACUGGAUAUCGGCGACCGAGUGCUACUGAGGAACUUGGGAUUGAAAGGAAAACACAAGCUGGAGAGUAGGUGGAGCUCUAUCCCUUUUGUUGUAUUGGGAAAGAUGCCCAAUCUUCCUGUGUAUAAAGUCAAACCUGAAGAUGGAGGCGGAGGAGUCAAAACUCUUCAUCGCGAUCAUCUCUUACCGAUUGGGGAGUCAGUGAGAAUGCCAACUGUGAGCAAGGAGGAAACCUCACCUGUUAAGCCAAGAACAAGGUCCGAGACAAUCAGGAAGGUAAAGAAAGUCUUACCUGAGAUACGAAAGACUCUGCCAGAGUUACAAGACCUUACAGACUCGUCAUCAGACGAAGAACAUUACCUACCUCAGAAACCCUACAGUACCUACCUGAAAGAAAUCCUGCAAAGAGAAAAAGAUACUGCCAGACCUGAAGCCCCCGGCCGAGACCACAGUGACUCUCAACAGUCAGAUGAAAAUCCUGUUGAAGAGGACAUGUCGGAGGAUGAGAGUUCAGAAGAGGAGAACCAAAGCGUUGGCGAAGUGGAUACAGCUCAAGAUUCCGUUCCCGAGGAAGAAAGUGAACCUGAGGCAGGAAGUGAUCCUGAGUCAAACCCUUGCCACGACAACCAGACACCUGCCAGGUCUAAUUUCACUAACAAACUUGAAACUCGCCCUAAGAGAAGCGUGAAGCCAGUCAUUAGGUUAACGUAUGAUGAACCUGGUAAAGCAAGAGAUCAGCCUCUCACCAUAGUUCAUAGAGGUGUGAUCAUAAAAAUAGGUAAAUGUUAAGUUCAGUAUUU
Doryrhamphus excisus (bluestripe pipefish) is the source of this 7290-nucleotide messenger RNA. The record is from RefSeq and is a predicted model, not a curated record. Lineage: Eukaryota; Metazoa; Chordata; Actinopteri; Syngnathiformes; Syngnathidae.